Messenger RNA from Phlebotomus argentipes, 3505 nucleotides. Its product is annotated as nardilysin. The coding region runs from base 301 to 3501 and encodes 1066 amino acids. The transcript has 5 exons. Gene Ontology annotation, molecular function: metal ion binding; metalloendopeptidase activity. Gene Ontology annotation, biological process: proteolysis. Lineage: Eukaryota; Metazoa; Arthropoda; Insecta; Diptera; Psychodidae. The record is from RefSeq and is a predicted model, not a curated record.
CGAAGAGAAGUCAAAAAAGUGCAUUGGCAUUGACUGGUGAUCGAAGGAGAAUCACAAGUAAUGCAUGCCAACACAGCCUUAUUAUAUUUCCCAUGUGUUUUGUGUGUUUAGCAGAGAAUUGUGUGCUGAAUUUUCACAAUUUCGUCUAUUUUGUGGUUUCUACAAGACCACAACGUAGCCUAGUAAAUAAAUAGAUAGUAUUGUAGUCUAUUCCCAAUCUCCUGAACUGACCUAAAGUCGUAGUCUUCUAUAAAACACCAUAUUUUACCUUCUUUUGUGAUCAUUUGCACACUUGAGUUAAUGAAACGUGUUGGAAAGGAAUUAUCUCGCCUUGCUAAACAUAAAUCGGUCUCAUUUCCGGGAAAAGCGGUGAAAAGGAGAAAAGUUAACAAGAUGGGAGUUUCCACGGAAGUUGUCACCUACGAAGUCCCGGACAAAUCCUUUUCAGACAAGAAAGAUUACAGGAUAUUCUAUUUGCCCAACAAACUGAAAGUGCUCCUCAUUUCGGAUCCCUCGCCGAUAGCUGAGUCCGAUUCCGAUGCCAGUACAAUCAACACAUCCUCCUUGUCCGAGGAGGAAGCGUACGAUGGCGAAAGCACUUCUUCUUCCGACUCGGACACUUUUUCGGGCAGUUCUCAGUAUUCCUCUUGCUCAGAGGGUGCUGACGGCCAGGAGAAGAUGGCAGCGGCUUCGUUGCUCGUCGACGUGGGAUCAUUCAGUGAUCCUGCUGACAUCAACGGACUGGCGCACUUCCUGGAGCACAUGAUCUUCAUGGGGAGCAAGAAGUAUCCAGGAGAGAAUGAGUACGACAAGUUUAUCCGGAAGCAUGGAGGCAGUGAUAAUGCGACUACAGACUGCGAGGACACGAUUUUCUACUUCGAUAUCCCUGAGAAGCAUCUUGAGGGCGCACUUGAUAUAUUUUCCAGACUCUUCGUUGAGCCUCUGCUGGAAAAAGACGCGAUCACGCGCGAGAGGGAGUCCGUGGACUCAGAGUUUCUGACCAGGAGUAAGGACGACAUGGCCAGGCUUGAGCAGCUGAUAAGCUCUCAGGCCAACACUGAUCAUCCGUGCCACUUGUUCGCGUGGGGAAAUCUCGAGACACUGAAGCACAACAUAUCUGACCAGGCGUUGCACGACAGAGUGGCUGAAUUCCAGAAGAGACACUACUCUUCGCAUCGUAUGUACCUCACUCUGCAAGCCAGAUAUCCGUUGGAUGAGCUGGAGAGAGUGGCGCGCAAGUAUUUCUCCGAUAUUCCUUGCAACGAUCUCCCUGGGACGGAUUUCUCGUGCUGGAAGCACACGAAUGUCUUCCAGAAGCAGUUCUUUGAGAAGAUAUACCACGUAAAGCCAAUCGCUGCCAUGAAGUGUCUCCACAUAAACUGGUGUUUUCCUUCCAUUCUCAAUGAGUUCAAGUGCAAACCGCAAAUCUUGGUGGAACACUUGUUCGACAACGAGCAGAAGGGCAGUCUUUGUGCGUACUUGCGGAAGAAUCUGUGGAUUCUCCAUCUUAGUGCAGAAAUUGACGAGUCGGAUGGCUUCUGCAACAACUCCUUGUACGCUAUCUUCAGCAUUCAAGUGAACCUCACGGACAAAGGCUAUGAGAACAUCUCUUCCGUCAUCGAAGCCAUUUUCUCCUACAUCAAACUGCUGCACGAGAAGGAGGACUUUAGGAAGAUCUACGAAGAGCUUCAGGCAAUUGAGGACGCUAAGUUCAAGUACUCCAACGAGAAAGAUGCCGUAGACAAUGUGGAGGAAUUGGUGAUCAAUCUAAAGUACUAUCCAGCCAAGAAUGUUCUCAAUGGCAGCAAAUUGCUGUUUGAAUACGACAAGGAGCAGAUCCAGACCUUCAUUGACAGACUUUUCAAUGAUCCCUGCAACAUCAUGAUCUGGUGCAACGACGAGACGCCACGAGAUCAGAAGGAGAAGUGGUUUGGCACGGAGUACAGACUCGAGGACAUGUCUGAAGAGUGGAAAUCGAUGAGGAAGAAUGUGGAAAUCUUUCCUGAAUUUGAUCUCGAUCAAACCAACAAUUUCAUCACCACGGACUUCACCAUUCUCCACCCAACAAUCACUCCGAUGGAGUGCGCUCAACCGCCCAGUCUCAUCCGUCAAGACAAACUCUGCGAGCUGUGGUUCAGGGAGGACACACGCUUCGGGCUGCCGCGAGCCUACAUCAACUUCGGAUUCUCCAGUGCUCUGCCUCUGCAGAGCGACAAGAACGCCGCCAUGAUGCGCUUCUAUGUCUUGACGCUCAAGUACUUGCUGCUGGAGGAACUCACAGCGGCCAGUGUGGCUCAUCUGUCGUUCUACAUCAUCUGUGGCCAGAGAAGUGUGGUCAUCAAGGUGAAUGGAUACAACGAGAAGCUGCAUCUGAUUGUCGAUGCAAUGGUGAGAAAAAUGAGCAAUUUGGAGCAACUCACGGAAGACCUCUUCCAGACGCUGAAGACAGGAGAAUUGGAGACUUACUACAACACUUUGCUGAAACCCAAAUCGCUGAAUGGAGAUGUUCGUGUGUCCAUUCUGGAAAAGGCUUUCACACCACUUUACAAAAAGUACAACGCUGUACACACUCUGACUCUCGAAGAAAUCAUACAAUUCUCCAAGGACUUCCUGAAAACGUUGAAGAUUCAGGGCCUAAUCCAGGGCAACAUGACGAAAGAAGAGGCCCUAAGCAUCACGGAGAAUGUCGUGAGUGUGCUGAAGAGUGAACCAAUUGAUGAUCUGGCAACGAUUGAGAAGAGAGCUUAUCAAAUUCCGCUGGGCAACAAUUGCGUGCGCGUGAAAGGCGUUAAUCAAAAGGAUAUGAACAGCUUUGUGAUGGUCUUUUACCAAACCGAUGCUCCGGCGACCGAGAAUGCUUGCUUUGUGGAAUUACUGGUGAACAUUCUUGAGGAACCGCUCUUCAACCAAUUGCGCACUAUUGAGCAACUUGGCUAUGAUGUGAACUGCGACUUCAGGGAGAAUUGUGGCUUUCACGCGUGGACAAUUGGAGUGAAUUCGCAGGAGAGUCAAUUCUCUGUGGAGCACGUUGACGAGCGCAUUGAGAAGUUCAUGGAGGAUUUCGUGGGGAUCUUGCGAGAAAUGUCGCCUGAAGACUACAAAAAUGCCAGAGAAUCUGUGAUCAAGACCAAACUCAUGCCAGAUGUUCAGCUGAGAGACGAAGUGACGAGAAACUGGGGAGAAAUUGUUACUGAGCAGUACGUCUUUGACAGGAUCAACAAGGAAGUUGAGAUUCUGAGGAAUAUCUCGCAAGAACAACUGAUUGAGUUCCUCCAGAAGUAUGCUUUCGAUGAGAAAUUCACCCGAAAACUCAGCAUUCACGUGAGGGGCAACAAACUGGCCAAUGAGACGGAUUUAGAGCAAGAACAACUUCCUCAUGCCUUGCAUUUGGUCUACGACGUUCCGAAUGUUGGCGACACUCGACAGAAAUUCAUUGAUGAUGUAGACAAAUUCAGGGAAUCUUUACUUCUCCACCCGGCGGUCAAUAAAACUCUUCACUGAUUCA